This is a messenger RNA of Paraglomus occultum, 818 nucleotides long. The record is from the annotation of a GenBank genome assembly. NCBI's taxonomy places the organism in Eukaryota, Fungi, Glomeromycota, Glomeromycetes, Paraglomerales, Paraglomeraceae.
CUCAGAAUCUGAAAUCUGAUGAAGACUAUAACUCGGAUAAGGAUGAUGACUCAUUCAAUUAUGAUAUUAAAGCGGUUUUAUUCGAUGAUUAUUUAAACCCAAAUAAAACGAAAUUCGAAUGUAAAUUAGAAGAUGGUCGUCUAAUUAUUGAUAUUGCUAGCACUAAGACUGCUGAGGUAGUAAAAUUAGCGAUGGAAAAGAAGAACGAACGAACACAAUUUAUGAAAAGUGUUAUCCGAUUAGGGCUUUCAUCAAUCGUCGAUUUAUCUUCAGAGUUUGAAAAUGGAAUGUGUACGUGGUUUGGGCAGGAAUGGACGGAUAUUAAAAGAAAGAUGUGCGAUAGGUACAAAUAUAACGAAGCACGCGACUAUUUAUAUAAGAUUAGAACUGGCAACCAUUCCCAAAUAGUACAGCAAAUAGCCACAAUAUAUUUCUACGUGAUUGAUGAAUUUUUAAAAAAUCUGUCCAUAUUUGUAGACAAAACAGGAAAAUAUAAGGAAAUCAGCGAGAUUGAAUAUGCAAUGGCUAUGACUGUACCAAUACUAAAUAAUGUAUUCAGUGAUGCCUUUGAUUAUCUGGAACUUCGUUGGGGAGAAACAUUAUCUAAGACUAUGUCUGAUCGUCGUCGAAAAAUCGAUUUGAGAAUUGUUCAUAAAACCAAAAAAAUUGAACUCAGCCAUUCCGAAUCCGCCAAAGCUCCUACACCCGGAAAAGUUGUACAAGAUCGUUCAAAAUGUUUACGAACAUUGAAAGGUGUUCUUGAUAAUUUCUUAAAGAAGAUUUAUCUGAUGAGAAGGUUCAGGACUCAAAAAUAUUAG